This is a messenger RNA of Octopus sinensis (East Asian common octopus), 339 nucleotides long. Its product is annotated as notch-regulated ankyrin repeat-containing protein-like. NCBI's taxonomy places the organism in Eukaryota, Metazoa, Mollusca, Cephalopoda, Octopoda, Octopodidae. Gene Ontology annotation, molecular function: protein binding. The transcript has a single exon. Bases 1 to 339 code for a protein of 112 amino acids. The record is from RefSeq and is a predicted model, not a curated record.
AUGAAUGCUGUUAGUCGUGCCGAGAUGCAGGGAACGCCACAGUAUCCUUAUCAGAGAGACUUUCAAGAGGCUGUAAAGAAUGGAGAUACAAAUGUGUUGCAGCAGAUACUGGAAAAACGUGAGGGCAAGGUGAACAUUAAUCUAUUCGAUACAGAAGGUCAGACAGCUUUGCAUCAGAGCUGCUUAAAUGGUAAUCUUGAACUCGUGAAACUGUUAGUUAAAUUUGGGGCUGAUGUACGCCUUGCAAACCGCGAUGGUUGGAGUGCAUUGCAUAUAGCAGCUUAUGGGGGUCACCAGGAGAUAGAGAGUUAUCUUAUCCAUGUCAACAGCCGAGACUAG